Molecule: messenger RNA, 3440 nt
Organism: Gryllus bimaculatus (two-spotted cricket)
Lineage: Eukaryota; Metazoa; Arthropoda; Insecta; Orthoptera; Gryllidae
Source: the annotation of a GenBank genome assembly
GCAAUACUUACUCUCUGGUGUCAUCAGCAAUGAUCAGAGAGUAUACAGUUAUUGGACCUUCUUUGUUUGUGGAAUGCUUUUUAUUCAUUUUGUUAGUCAAUAUUAGCGAAUAUUAGUGAAUGGGACGACAGUAACAUUUACGAGUUGUGAGAUUUGUUAUUUUGUGUUGCGUACUUAAGGUAUAUACCUGGAAUACUCCAUCAUGCUGUAUUUAUAUCUUGCAAUUUUUCUGACUACUGCCUCCAUGACUAUUGAUGCCAUUGGAAGUUGCAAUGAAGCCAUGUGUGCUAGUGUUGUGAGCAAAUGUAUGUUGACUCAAUCGUGUAAAUGUGAUCUGAAGAACUGUUCAUGCUGUAAGGAAUGUUUCAACUGCUUGGGAGAGUUGUAUAGCGAUUGCUGUUCAUGUGUGGAUAUGUGCCCAGAGCGUAAUUACAUUGGUAGUUCUCUGAGCAAGAAAAGUUAUGUGGAAGACUUUCCUGACCCACAGACUGUUCUAUUCAGUGUUUUAACUGCCGAACCUGAUACAUUAGAGAGAUGGGUUACAUACAACACUGCAAUUGAUAUAGACUCUCCUUUAAAUUCGAAGUUCAAUAAGCAUUUUAAAUAUAAUCAUAUUUAUGAAGAUCGCACAACGAAGGAUGUGGCAGCCUUUAAUUGCACUGUAGCAUACAUCACUCAGUGUGUUUCAUGGAACAAAUGUCGUAUGGUGUGUCAGUCAAUGGGUUCAUCUGCUUAUCGAUGGUUUCAUGAUGGAUGCUGCGAGUGCAUUGGACAUUCAUGCAUCAACUACGGAAUUAAUGAAAACAGGUGCCCAAAAUGUCCAUUGAAAGAGGUUGAUGAUGAGGACGUAGAUGAAUAUUACAACUCUUUAGACAGUGAAGAACUUCCAGAAGAACAAACUUUGAAAUGAUUUUGGUCGCAAGAGGAAAAAGGUCGUUGCUUUGAUAGAAGUGUAACUAUUUAUCAAUUUUAUCAGACAAAUAUUUUGGAAAACCACCAACAGUCAUAUCUUACUAGUUCAGAUAUGAGAUUCAAUGCAAUUAUACAAUUUUCACUUUUUCUUGAAUCCAUGAAAAAGAUAUAAAAGUGUCUAAAUACUUAUUUGUGUAUACUGUAAGUUUCAGAUUACACAAAGUAACUGGGUGCAUAAGUUGCUCACACCUCUGCCAUUUGUUUGUUGUGUACAAAAUAACUUUUAUAGUAUGUGGACUGGUCUUCUUAAGACAUUUUUACUGAUAUUUGCAAAAUCAAUAUUUUGGUGUGAUAAUCAUUCCUGCUUUUGUAUUUGAAAUGUAAAACACCUAGGUUAUCGAGAGAAUAUACUUCUAUGGAAUUUCUCCCUAUACUUCAGAAAAUGCAGCUAUUAAGAAAAUUCUCUAUUUUGUAUUUUUGUACUUUUUUAUAUACUUUUGUAUUAUAUUGUGUUCUGACACAGAGGAUUGUGCCAUUUGAGUGCCUCAUUAAAGAAGAUGAAUGAAUCUAUUGAUGGUAAAUAUUGUACAUUGUGUUCUUUACAUGUAUUACCAAGAUGUUUUCUCUUUUUUCUGUACUGUGCCAUUUUUACUGUGUAUUUUAUAGCAUUAUUAUGAAAUAAUAUGUAUUGUUAAAGGGUUGUUGUGCCCAUUUUAAAAAAAGAUUGUGAUAAUUAAAUAUUGUGCAUAUUUUUUUAUUCAUUUGCAGUGCAAUCGAUUACAAAUGUUGAGAAACUUGUUUUGUGUUAAGUCUCAUAUACAUUCAUUCUUGAAGAAAAAAAAUCCCAAUAUGUAUUGACAAUGGUAAGAUGAUGGUCCUUUAUAAAUUUGUAGUGAAAUACCUUGGACUUGGUUCUUGGAUCUGGUGCUAAACGGACUCUUCUUAAUUUAAUAUAUUGAAUAUUUCUUGAGAGACUGACCAACUUCAAGGUGUUUUUCUUCUUUUAAUUUUUUUUGUUUCUUUUUCCCCUUGACUUCAUGUGAUACUUUGAUAACCAGGCACAUGCAGUGCAAGUAUUUUCAAUUUCCUUUGCCAAAUAUGGAGUAAAUGCAGAAUCUUAAAUGAACAUGCAUACAUUUGGUGUUACACUACAAAAGCAAAAGAUAUGAAAAAUAAUCAGUGGUGCACUGAGGGAGGUGUGUAAAAUAUCAAAAGUCGACUGGACACACUGGCUGCCUUAAUAUUUUCUUACAAAGAAUUGUUCAUCAAAGAUCAAUAUAAAGUGUAUUCUUAUUUGUUGACUUAUACUUAACAUUUAUAAAGUUAACAAUUGAUAUAUUAAAUGACUUUCGUUAGUAUGGAAAAUUAGUGAAAGCUGUAUUUUUGAAUGUGUGUCAUUGACUUGGAGGGGUGGGGGGACCAGAGACCCCUGAGCCUCCCACUCUCACAAAUGGGUGCGCCACAAAGUAAUAACUAACAUGUGCCAAAUAUGCAUAUUUUGAAUAUUUCUGUCAAAUAUAUUGUAAAUUAAGUAGAAUUUACUUGUGCUUUAGCUAGAAAAAUCUCUUUAGGUUAUGGCACUAUGUUACAUGCUGUUACUGUUAAGUUGAUAGAUUCUGAGAACCUAGAGCUUUUGUAUAAGGCUGACUGUCAAACAUAUCAGAUAUGGAGCAUUUUCAAAUAUGUAUAGUAUAGUGUGUAUAGUAUUACAAAAUAAAUAAUUAAAUUGAAAAAAAAAAAAAUAUAUUUUUGCUAACGUUCUUAAACAUUUUUAGUGUGAAUUUGUAAUUUUUUUUCUUUUAUAAGUUUAGUCAGCUCUGAAAUUAUGAUGUGAUGUUAACAAGAUAUGUACAUGAAUUAAAGUUUAUGGAUAUCAGCAACCUUCGAAGAGAAGGCUUAUUUACACUAGAUCUGUUAAUGAGGUUUGAACAAAUUGUGUAAUGUGAAAAUAUAUAAUAUUUGUUUAAUUGUGUAAUAUAAUGUGAAUAGUAAAGGUACCCGCUGUCAUUUCCUAAGGGAUGGUCAAAGAUAAGGCAAAGAAGUGCAAAGUAAAAGAAUUGAAUUUCUCUUUUUUUUGUUGCCAACUUCACUGUUAGUAUUUCCAAUGUGUAAUGGGAUUAUUUGGGCUUAUCUAUUAUCGAAACAGAGAAAAUAAUCUUGUUUGUUAUUAAAGAAGGUUAAAUUAGUUUUUAAAAAUUAUGUGAAAUUUGAACAAGAAAAAUAUAAAAGAAUUAAUUUGGGGAAGGCAACUUCAUGGAAAUGAUUUCCAAUAAGUUUUAUUUUGUCUCAUUAGCGAUCUUGAUACAAUUACAUUUCAGAUCGAAUCAAGCCAGGGCUGGAUAUAGAAAAGUUCAGGGAGGGAGGACGACUUCGUUUGGACCUCCCCCAUUAUUAAAUGUGUUCAAGAAAAAAAUUUUUAAAAGUGAAUUCCUUCAUAAUAUACCUUCCAUUCUGGCUUAAUGCGAUUAUUCAGAAUGUGACAAAUUUAAUUUGUGAUAUUUGUUUUGAACAGAAUUAAAUAUCCGACC